GCGUCGGUCAGUUAUUACAGUUGUUUGUUUACCUUUUUUAUUCAUACAAAAGAAACCAAAAAAAAAACAUAACGAACCCGAAAUUUCUAAUAACAUCAAUAUUCAACGUCUCUUUUUAAUUCGUACAUUCUUUUGUCUCAUAUGCCAAAAUGCAACAAACCGCGCGGAAGAAAAAUUUGUUAAUAAUUGAAGAAAGCGCCAAUCGCAAGCUUAUGCAGAAUUUGCUCUUUGAGGUCGCAGUAAAGUACGCUACCAGCAAUAAAUACGUUAUUUUCGUUACCGAAAAGCCGAUAGAUCAAGUCUCGCGGAAAGUGUUGCAUGAUUACAACAAUAUUUACAAGAUGAUUAUAUUCAUUUACACUAAAUCUGUACAGACUGCACUGCAAAAGCUGAAUGAUAUCCAGCAGUGGAAUUUCACCCCGAGUCUAGUGAUAAUCGAGUCCAUACAUGAUUUGCUGCAUGCUAGCGGCGAUCAUACCAACUAUAUGCACUGUCUAUUCAUAUCGACGGUUCUCGAUACGGUGCAAUACUUUUCUCAGAAGCAACAUGAUAGCUGCCAAUGUAUAUUCAGUGUUACUAAAGAUAUUUUUACAACAGGAAAAGUAUCAUUCGAAAUGUACUUCCGGGAGGAAAACGUUAUCGAUGGUCAAACAAUAACUUCGUGUACGGAUUUUCUCGACAUUCUGAGAGAAUGUUUAGUUACGCAAUAAUUUUUUCUCAAAUCGCUUAUUUUUACAGGCUCAGUUACAUAAGUUUACUGCUAACUGUAUUGUUACAAGUAUAUAUAAACAUUUUUCCUUAAUUCUAAAUUUAAUAAAGUAGAAAAUCGA
Messenger RNA from Toxorhynchites rutilus septentrionalis, 830 nucleotides. RefSeq lists its product as uncharacterized. Lineage: Eukaryota; Metazoa; Arthropoda; Insecta; Diptera; Culicidae. The transcript has 3 exons. The record is from RefSeq and is a predicted model, not a curated record. The coding region runs from base 150 to 710 and encodes 186 amino acids.